This is a messenger RNA of Saccoglossus kowalevskii, 1083 nucleotides long. RefSeq lists its product as uncharacterized. The record is from RefSeq and is a predicted model, not a curated record. Gene Ontology annotation, biological process: proteasome-mediated ubiquitin-dependent protein catabolic process; protein polyubiquitination. Gene Ontology annotation, molecular function: protein binding; ubiquitin protein ligase activity. NCBI's taxonomy places the organism in Eukaryota, Metazoa, Hemichordata, Enteropneusta, Harrimaniidae.
GCGAGAAAGAGUUUUACAGGGAUUUCAACUACCGUAACUGAGCAUCGUGAAACAGAUUCCCCAAAUAAAUAGAUCACCAUGAACCAUAACGGGGAUAUUUGUACAGCGACUGUAGAAGACGAUGACGAUGAUUACGAAGAAAUUGAGAAUUUCCAACUAUGGUCGACAUUCAAAGGUCGUAGCAUGUCAAGACCACACGGCGUUAAAGUGGGUCCAACGGGAGACAUACUGGUCGCUGAUCGUAACAACGGUCUGGUCAAGGUGUUCACUCUGCAUGGACGAUACGUCAACAAAAUCACAGUAUCAGAAGAUCCCAUCGACAUGGCAGUUCUCGAGGAAGACGUCAUCGCAAUCAGCGAUCACAAAAAGAAGACGGUUUUAGUGUGCACGAAAGGCAGUCAGGUGCUGAGAGAAAUCGGCAUGGGACUUUUGGUGGCUCCACUCGGAAUUGCGUCCAAACACAAACUGUUAUACGUUGCAGACUCCGGCGAUUCUAAUAUUAAAGUGUUUACAUUCAGUGGGGAACACGUUCGGACCAUCGGCUCUGUGGGUAAAGGUCAAGGUGAACUACUUGUACCAUGGUUCAUUGCAAUUAAUAAGAAAGAUCAAGUAAUUGUAGCCGAUGCGCUCAAUAAUGCAGUGAAAGUCUACACUCUAGAGGGCGAGUUCCUUUUCCAAUUUGGGAAGUUCGGCACGAGAGAAGGUCAAUUGAUUAAUCCCAGAGGGGUGGCUGUAGACAAGAAAAAUAACAUAUUCGUUACCAGUAACCACAUGAUUCAGAUGUUUGAUCAGAAAGGUGAGUUUCUCAGCCGCGUCGAUCUGCCGAAAGAUGGAAUGAAAUCUCCACACGGCAUCGUCGUUGCCACGUAUGAACCGAUCGAAAUCGCGGUGGCUGAUACCGGCAAUAACUGCAUCAAGGUGUAUGCCAAAGAAGACGAGCAGGACCGACUGCAAGAAGACGAGGUGGACAGUCUGCCAUCCCUAGCCCAAAUGGAACCAAGACGAAACAGUACCAUUGCAUCUCUGCCAUUGGAUUUCCACCACAAACCGCUUUUGAAAAGACGAAGCAGUGUUUUCUUCUAA